Molecule: messenger RNA, 3352 nt
Organism: Trichoderma harzianum CBS 226.95
Lineage: Eukaryota; Fungi; Ascomycota; Sordariomycetes; Hypocreales; Hypocreaceae
Product: glycoside hydrolase family 38 protein
Exons: 7
Coding region: 1-3201 (1066 amino acids)
Biological process (GO): oligosaccharide catabolic process; mannose metabolic process
Cellular component (GO): fungal-type vacuole membrane
Molecular function (GO): alpha-mannosidase activity; carbohydrate binding
Source: RefSeq, a predicted model, not a curated record
AUGGAUUCUCGAAUGCACAGUCGCCAAGGGUGCUGUUCGCAGCCUGCUGUGAAACCUAUUGGCAAGAAAAUUCGAUCAAUCCAUCAAAAGCGACUUACACACUUCACGGAUACGACACAGUACAAGGAACAGAGCAUAUUUCCAAAACUUGCUCAUGCAACAGCCUCUGGAGGUGACAACGUUCGACUCUUGGUGUACUCUCCAACCGCACCGUCGCGCCCUACGUUCGCGGAAGUCAAAUCUCAAGAGUUCAAACCCACGGAAGUAGGCGCUUCUUUCGGACCCAGUUGGUCUACACAUUGGUUUCGGGUGGAAAUCAUUGUACCAGAAUGUAUGACGAACUAUUCUCAUCUCGAGUUCCAUUGGAACUCUAAUAGCGAGGCUAUGGUUUGGACGGAAGAUGGCGAGCCUGUGCAAGGCUUAACAGGGGGCAGUGAACGCGGAGGUGAGAGACAGGAAUGGAUCUUCCCUCAACAGUGGAAGGAUGGGAAAAGACAUACCUUUUUCAUUGAGAUGGCAUGCAACACCAUGUUUGGAAACGCUGAAAUGCACGACAUUAUCCAGCCUCCUCCCAUGGACAAGUACUUCAAACUUGAAAAGGCAGACAUUGUAGCCGUCAAUGUCGAUGCAAGGCAGCUGCUAUUUGACUUUUACGUCAUAAGGGAUGCGGCACUAUAUCUACCUCAAGACUCGUGGCAAUCGCAUCGCGCUCAGCAGGCAUGCAAUGAAAUCCUAGAUACUUUCUCUGCUGGCGACGGCAGCUCGGGUGCUAUUUCAAAGUGCAGAGAAAUUGCUCGAAGCUAUCUUGGUGACAGAAUUGACACAGAAGAGGUUUUCAAGACAGAUCAGACGGCAAUAGUCUCGGCUAUUGGCCACUGCCACAUUGACACAUGUUGGCUUUGGCCUUGGGAUGAAACAAAGAGGAAAGUCGCUCGUUCGUGGAUUAGUCAAUGCAAUCUUAUGGACCUAUAUCCUGAGUACCGGUUCUGCUGCUCCCAAGCACAGCAGUAUAAGUGGCUGGAGACUUUGUAUCCAACAAUAUACGAGCGAGUCAAAGAAAAGAUCGCCAAGGGAACGUUCCAGCCCAUUGGUGGAAGUUGGGUUGAGCAUGAUACAAACCUCCCCAGUGGUGAAUCUCUGGUCCGUCAAUUUCUAUACGGACAGCGAUAUUUUCAGAGUCGAUUUGGUCGCAGGCAUACUACAUUCUGGCUACCUGACACUUUUGGUUAUUCGGGUCAGCUUCCCCAGAUUUGUCGCUUAGCGGGAAUGACGAGCAAGGUGCUCUGUCAUAUGACACCUGCAGAGAAAUAUAACGCGGACGCGACAUUGCAAGACCUCGUACGCUGCGAAACGAGACACAAAUCACUGGAUCAGGAUAACACCUCGCUAUUAGUUAAUGGAAAGGGCGACGGAGGAGGCGGCCCAACAAUCGCGCAUUUGGAAAGCUUGAGACGAUGCCGUGGCAUGAGCGAUCAAGUAGAUCGCCUGCCUCGCGUUCAACAGGGUAACUCUGUGGACGACUUCUUCUCUCAGUUGGAGCACAGAGAAAAGGAUACCAAUAAUCCAUUUGUUACUUGGUUCGGUGAACUGUACUUCGAAUAUCAUCGAGGCACCUAUACUACCCAGGCUAAGACCAAGUUGAGCAACCGGCGGGCUGAAACCUUCCUACAUGAUCUGGAAUAUUUGGCCACACUUGCCAGUAUACAAAAGGAUUCAACUUACAGGUACCCAAAGAAGGAGAUUGACGAGAUGUGGGAGAAGGUUCUGCUUUGUCAAUUCCAUGACUGCCUUCCAGGGAGCUCGAUUGAGAUGUGCUACGAUGAUACGGAUAAACUCUACGAUGAGGUAAUCUCCGUGGGAAAUACAGCACUUACGAAGGUUGCGGCCGCGCUGCAGCUAAACUUGCAGCCAACAGAUUCUGCCAAUCUUGUGGGAGUAAACACGCUCGAUUGGGACAGGGUUGGUCUAGCACCAUUGCCGGCCGCAGCUCAUUCCGAGGGUAACCAGAAGUAUGGUUUCUACCGAUGUGGACCAGGUAUAUCACCACUUCAGCCCCUGUCAGGCGUUUCUUUCGAGGCAGCGACCAUAUCCGAAUCUAGCAAGGGUAUUUGGAUCUUGUCAAACAGCCAGUACCGUGUCACGGUGACUCAAGGCACCAUCAUCUCGCUCUAUGACCUCCGCAGAGACCGCGAAAUAAUUCCUGAUGGUGCAAGAGCCAAUCAGCUCGUUGUGUUUGGUGAUAUGCCUCUUUAUCAUCAGGCCUGGGACGUGGAAACAUAUCAUCUCUCUCAAGGUCGCGAACUGGAAGGAGGGGUUUCGUAUCUGGGUGAAAGUGGUCCUGAGAGAGUUUCAGUGACAACAAUCACAAAGAUAUCUGAGAGCAGCUCGAUCAAGACUACAAUAUCCCUUAAUGCUGUCAUUGAUCACCAAGAGGAAAGUCAUAUUGAAUGCUCUGCAGACGUUGACUGGCACGAGAACAUUAAGUUCCUCAAGGUCCAGUUCCCAGUGGAUAUUUACAACACAAAGGCAUCAUAUGAGACUCAAUUCGGCAUUGUGGAACGACCAACACAUUACAACACCUCCUGGGAUAUGGCCAAGUUCGAGGUGUGCUGCCACAAAUGGGCCGACUUAUCGGAAGCAGGAUACGGUGUGAGCAUUCUUAACGACUCCAAAUAUGGCUUCGCUACGAGCGGAAACAUGAUGCGAUUGAGCCUGCUCCGUUCACCAAAGGCUCCCGAUGCCAACGCUGAUAUGGGUCGUCAUCAUAUUAAAUGGGGCAUUUUCCCUCACGAAGGACCUGCAGGUUGGCAAACAGUGAAGAAGGGCUUUGAGUUCAACAUUCCAGUCCGUAUUGCCUCGUGCCCUAAUGGGAUCCGCUCGCCGGAGUUGCCAGUGAGCCCCGUCAAAUUGAGAGACGGUCUAGGACUAGUGCUGGACACCAUCAAGAGAGCAGAAGAUGAUACGGAUGUAAGUUGCGGCAAUUUGCCUACAAGGGAUGGCAAAAGCAUCGUAUGCCGAGUAUAUGAUGCCAUUGGUGGGAAGAACAGGGCUUUCUUAGAGACCGGGCACGCUAAGAUUCAGAAGGCGUGGAAAUGCAAUCUCUUGGAAGACGACCUAGAGGAGCUGCCCAUUGUGAAUGGUGGUGUAGAGAUAGAGCUGCAAAGAUUCGAACUGGCUACCUAUAGACUACUUUUAGAGUAGCUGCUAGAUGUUGGAAUCACUGGACGUGGUGCCUCUAUGCUGAAGUCUGUCGCAAAGCAAGGGUAGAAGUUAGAGGUGGAUCGAUUAUGCGCACGAAUAACAUCUACAAUCCAUGAGCCGUCAUAGACUAGCCUCUCCAGAUAAGUCUACU